Messenger RNA from Cuscuta campestris, 2981 nucleotides. NCBI's taxonomy places the organism in Eukaryota, Viridiplantae, Streptophyta, Magnoliopsida, Solanales, Convolvulaceae. The record is from the annotation of a GenBank genome assembly.
CCGCAGCUGGUUAGCACUGUGGCCCCUGUCAACUUAACCGGUGCGCUUAACGCCGCUGGGCCGUCACGUCCUCCGCAGGGUACAAAUCCCCAGAUUACUCCCGACGGUCAUUGCGUCUCAGUUGAGAGCAGUGACGAUGAGUGGGACAUUCCUAGGACCCACAAGAAAAAGAAAGGAAAAACCAUCCGGCCAGCAACUUCCCGAAACUCCGCCUUCGAAAGGCUUGGGGAUAGGGAAGAAGGCGAGGGGAGGGAGGCCGAGCCUGCCCGUACCCAGCGCUCCCGGUCGAACCGGCAGGAGGCUGUGAGAACAAGGGCUUCCCGUCAAGAAGAGGAAGCAGAAAGUCAGCCACACGGACCGGUGGUUAACCGGCUUACCAUGCCACGAAAGGUCAAGAUAGAUGCCCCAAGGUUUACCAGGAAGGAAGCUCUAGAAAUUCACUUGGAUUCUUUCAAUCAAAGUGCAACCAUGAAUGGGUGCAUAGACAAAGAAAAGUGUCUCCUUUUCUUCCAAACCUUGCGGAACCAAGCUACUGAAUGGUUCAACAAGCUUCGCCCAGGAAGCAUUGAUUCGUUCACCGACUUGGCCUCAAAAUUCAAGGCCAAGUUCCAGGAGAAUUGUACUAAGAGGAAGAAGUUCACAUAUCUUAGUACAGCCGGGCAGAGGGAAUCUGAGAACCUCACUCAGGGCAAGGAGUAUCUGCAGAAGAUCCAGGAGAGGAACCAUCAAUGGAUUAUGCGAGCAGCACCAGGAAAUGACCGGGAUGAUAACCGGCGAAGGAAUAACCGGCAGAGAGAACAACAGCCUGCCCCUGACAAAGAGCACAUUGGAAUGAUCUUUGGCGGGCCUGAAGGUGGUGACUCGGCCGCGCAACGGAAGAAUUGGGUCCGCAGCAUACACGUCGGAGAAGUAAGUGCUGACCCGGUCAGACGGAAGCAGACAAGGAGGGAACCAAUUGUCUUCACUGAUCGGGACCUUCUCGCUAUCGAUGAAGAUCAUAAUGAUCCUUUGGUCAUCACCAUGGACAUUAACGGGCUGGAUAUCGCCCGGGUACUAAUUGACACCGGCAGCAGUGUCAACAUUUUGUACAUGGAGACUUUCCAAAAACUCAGGUUGUGUCGGACACAACUUGAACCCCUGAAAACUCCUCUCUCAGGCUUCACGGGAGAUACCGUGGAAGCUGAAGGAUCAAUAGUCAUACCGAUCGAACUUGGAUCGGGGGAUAAAACCGUGUGGAAGAAGAUGCGGUUCAUCGUUGUGGACAUCAAAUGCGUCCACAACACAAUUCUUGGAAUGCCAUGCAUCAACAAAGUCCGAGCGAUCAUUUCCAUGCCUCACUUGUGCAUGAAGUUGCACACGCCGGGUGGUGUGGGAGAGGUGAGAGGCGACCAAAGGAAUGCCCGUGAGUGCUAUGCCCGGGCAGUGAAAAAGAUGACAAAGGGAGUCUACGUCAUCUCCCAAGAAAUCACAAAGGGAGAGACUCGGGAGAAGCUGAAACCCGAGGCUGAAAUGGUGGAGAUCGAACUCCACCCGGGUGACCCCUCAAGGAUGACCCUUGCAGAUUUUCUGGUGGAGAUGACUGGUCUAACUCCAGACCUACCGGGCAGUCAACCUACCAAGCAAUGGUGGGAAAUGGCCGUGGAUGGGGCAUCUGGCCCUAAAGGAUACGGGGGUGGUAUGGUGUUUACCACUCCAGAAGGAUUCAAGAUCUACCAUGCGCUCGUCUUCAACUUCAAGUUGACGAACAAUGAAGCAGAAUACGAAGCUCUUGCUAGAGGACUUCGACUUGCCCAAGCACUUAAAAUCGAUCGGGUCAGUAUAAAAUUUGACUCUAGUCUAAUUGUUGGGCAAGUGACCGGCAACAUGGAAGCAAGGGAAGGGCGAAUGGCACAGUACAAGGAUCUGGUGCUAGCCUUAUUGAAAGGCAUUGCAGAAUUCAAGAUUGCCCAAAUCCCUCGGGCAAAAAACACAGACGCAUAUCUUUUCUCCAAAUUGACGCAGUCUGCCCCCGAGCAUGUUUCAAAACUUGCCCGGGUUGAAAUCCUUGACCAUGCUAGCAUUGAGAAACUGAAAGUUGCCACGAUCGAAGGACAACCUGACCGGUCAAACUCAACAACGGUAGGAGCAGACAAUCACAGGAUGGACGACCUUAUGAAAUACUUGGCAGACGGAAGCUUUGCAACGACCCAAAAACCGGCUUAGUAGUUAGCCGCGAUUUUAAUAAAAAUAAAUAUUAAAUUUAUUUACUCAAAAAUAUGAAUUAUUUGUAAAGUUGUCCGUUUUAAAUAAAAAUUAGUAAACUGAGGUUGUUGGUAGCUUGGAUUGGAUUAAUUAAAGUAGGUUAAUGAUGUAAGUUACCUAGAAGAAUUCUAGGACUGCUUUGAGAGAAUUGAGAUUGUAAGCUGACAAUAGGUGUAGAGCCUUGUGGACUUAGUCGAGUGGCAUUCGGGUAAAGAUGUACGUACAUGGAAUCUGGGAUCUGGUCCGUAGGAUUGGAGGUUCCACCCAACGAGCGCCAUAGGUACCAGGUUGACCAGAAUCAUGGCUGUAGGUAGUGGUUCUGAUGUCAUAGAAUAGACUUUGAGUCAUGGCCGUAGGUAGUGGCUCUAAGUCCUAAGAUAAGAAUGUGGAUAAUGAGAAAUUGGCCUUAGCCUAGAAUACGUUAUGAGCUAGUGUUGGAUAUGAGUUAAUGUAAUGACUUGAAUAUUGUGAUAUUAGCAUAUGCAGAUGAAGAAUAAAGGUAAGUGAUCUAAAGUAUCUUGUUAUAAUAUAGUUUUUUUAUCUGAUAAUUGUUAUGUGAUAUUAUUACUGUUGAACUUGUGUGCAUGAUAUUGUAUGAAGUUAUGAGCUAGUGGGUUCGUCUAUGUGCAUAGUCGAAACGUUAGAUAGUUCUCACUUAGCUUCAAUGCUGAGUGUGUAGCCCUUUUUCCUAUUUGCUACACGUAGGUAACAUGAAUGAUGAAUAAGGAACUAUCCUGGAG